This is a messenger RNA of Tribolium castaneum (red flour beetle), 2643 nucleotides long. RefSeq names its product extended synaptotagmin-like protein 2c. Gene Ontology annotation, molecular function: phosphatidylcholine binding; phosphatidylethanolamine binding; calcium-dependent phospholipid binding. Bases 183 to 2444 code for a protein of 753 amino acids. The record is from RefSeq and is a predicted model, not a curated record. The transcript has 16 exons. Lineage: Eukaryota; Metazoa; Arthropoda; Insecta; Coleoptera; Tenebrionidae. Gene Ontology annotation, biological process: lipid transport. Gene Ontology annotation, cellular component: endoplasmic reticulum membrane; extrinsic component of cytoplasmic side of plasma membrane.
AAAUAACAGAGAGAUGACUGAAACCGCUCGAUCUGUGGUCUAACAAAUAACAAAAAAGUGACGCCGUUGCGUCGUGGCGUGAAAUUUAUUCCAAUAACUGUAGAAUUCUUGUUGUAGUUGUGGCACGAAUCUAAUCGAGGAAUAAAGCGCGUCCCAUUCGACGCCACCGCUACUCCAAAAAGAUGACCGAGAGUGACAAUUUAAUUCCACCUCUCGAACCUGAAAUACAACUCGGGCAACUCAACGGAAGUGCCAUGAAGAAACGGUUCUUCGUCAUAAAAAUCUUCUACAAGGCAAUUUUGAUUUUCGUCGGCUAUGCCAUCUCCUACAUGCAAUGGUCUUUCAUCCUCCUAUUUGUGACUGCGGGUACUUUAAUAUGGCUCGAACAGAGAGAUAACACCCAUGCCAGCAAGAUAAAAGUGAAAGCUACGGCCUGUUCGUUCACGAAACAAGACUUAGUCCGACGAAUCGACGAAAUACCGUCAUGGGUCAAAUUCCCCGACAGGGAACGCGCCGAAUGGCUGAACCAGGUAAUAGCCCAACUGUGGCCCACUGUCGAAAGCUACAUUGUCAAGCUGUUCCGAACCUCAAUCCAGACGAAAAUUCGGAAAAAAUAUGACUCUUUCCAGUUCGAAAGCAUCGACUUCGGGCCUACACCACCCAAAAUAGACGGUAUUAAAGUAUACACAGCCGCCGCAACCACAGACUCGAUUAUCAUCGACUUUGAUGUUUUCUAUGACGGCGACUGUGAUAUUAAUUUCUCCUUCUCGGGGGCCGAAAUCGGUGGCAUUCGCGAUUUUCAGUUAAGCGUCGAAGUCCGAGUUGUCCUGAAGCCACUCCUGCCCAAAGUCCCCCUAAUUGGAGGAAUCCAAAUCUAUUUCCUCAAUACGCCCGAUAUAAAUUUCACUCUGGAAGGUCUAUCCGGCAUUCCAGGCCUUAGCUCGUUCAUUCGGUCCAAAAUCGAGGAAAAAAUCACCAAAAAGAUCGUUUUUCCGAAUAAGAUCACUAAAAGGUUCUCCAAAUCGGUGGCACCGUCUGAACUGAAGGCCUUAGAACCGGCCGGUGUGCUCCGGGUGCACGUUUUCGAAGCGAAGGAUUUGAUGGCAAAGGAUAUAACCGGAAAAUCUGAUCCUUAUGUUAUCCUGUAUGUGGGGGCGCAGGAACGGAAGAGUAACACUGUGAAUCAGUGCCUUAACCCCAAGUGGGAUUACUGGUGUGAGUUUGUUAUAAUUGACCCGAAGGCGCAACACCUGGGAUUCAAGCUUUAUGAUCGGGAUAACGUCAAUGAGGAUGAUUUUUUGGGAAGUGGCGAAGUUGACAUAGCCUCAGUCCUCAAAGGACAAACUGACCAAUGGAUCACCUUAGAUAGUGCCAAACAUGGGGCAAUCCACCUACGUUUCACUUGGCUGUCUCUCUCCUCGGAUCUUGAAGAUCUUGAUGAGAUUUCAAGAGAGACAAAAUUAUUACAAGUUGACCACAUAAGCACCGCUCUCUUGACCAUAUACGUCGAUACGGCCACGAAACUUCCCGAAGCUAAACGACUCGUGAAACCCCAUCCUUACUUUAUCUUAACACUGAGGGACCAAAAAGAGAAAAGUCGGGUCAAAAAACACACAAAUGACCCGUGUUGGGAGCAAGGAUUCGUAAUGUUGGUACCGAAUCCUUUGGAAGAUUCCCUCCACAUGGCCAUUUUGGACAAACCAACAGGGAGUCUUUUGACGCAAUUCUCCUACAAAAUCUCCGAUCUGAUGCAACUACCAGAUUUGGAAAUCAGCAAAAAAGAGUUUAUUUUAGAUAACGAGGAAAGUAAAGUCGUACUUUCGCUACAAUUACGGAUACUAACAAAUGAAAGUUACAAAAUCGAGGAUGAGAGUGAGAGUGACUCUGAGGGUGGAUUGUCACGUCAAAGCUCACUAGAAGAAACAAGUGUGAAAUCGCGGGGUUCGUUCCGAAACUCCCCCAAAAAAAUUCUCGAAGACGUACUAUCCAAGACAUCAGUCUCGCCCCAAUCGGCUAAGCCACCAAUCCAACGCACACCAAGUGUUAACGAGCACCGGCUAGGCCGCCUCGAAAUAAGUUUAGAGUACAACGAGCCGCGACAAAAACUCCUAGUGACAGUACACCGAGUAUCUAAUUUGCCGCUGAAAGACCCCUCCGACAUUCCCGACCCUUACGUUAGGAUAAAAAUGUAUUCGCAAGGUCACACCACAGGCCCCACCUACCGUACUAAGGUGGUGACGGAUAACUGCAACCCCGUCUACGAGGAGACUUUCGAGUACUUAUUCUCAAAAUCGGACGCUUACGAACAGACGCUUGUGGCAACGGUCAAGUCGAAGAAAUUCCUCCAUAAUAACACAAUGGGACAGGUUGAAAUUAAUUUGAAAUAUGUUAAUUUGAGCGAGCGGUAUCGAGAAUGGUUCGAUCUGUGCCCCAAGUCGAGUUAAGUCCGUGUUGUGAUCGCGAGUGAUUGUCCAAGUCUCUUUUACGGACGAAUUUUUUAGGGCACAGUUUGCAAAUGUGAGGGCGUGUCCCCGAGUGGAUUUUUUCGUGGGUGCGCAAGUUGGACGACUGGCAAAACGCCUUCGAGCAGAAUUUACAAAUGUAUGGCUUACUCUGUAACAAAUAAAGUAUUAUUUCUCCAAA